This is a messenger RNA of Malassezia sympodialis ATCC 42132, 195 nucleotides long. RefSeq lists its product as uncharacterized. Lineage: Eukaryota; Fungi; Basidiomycota; Malasseziomycetes; Malasseziales; Malasseziaceae. Bases 1 to 195 code for a protein of 64 amino acids. The record is from RefSeq and is a predicted model, not a curated record. The transcript has 2 exons.
AUGACCAAAAUUAUCACGUUUGUGACUGGCAAUAAGAACAAGCUGCGCGAAGUGCAAAAUAUCCUGGGCGCAUCACCGAAUGCGUCCUGGAGUUUGGAGUCCAAGUCGCUGGAUGGUGCAAGGCUCCACGCAAGAGGUAGCUCUAGCCAAGUGUCGAUCCGCCGCGCAACAGUUACAGGGUCCCUGUCUCACUGA